GGCCUUGGGAUUGCUGGUAGUAAAACCAGAUAUUCCUUAUUCUGCCGUUGACGUAUUCGGAUUGCCGAUAUUUUUUAGUCGCUCAUCCUUCGAGCUGCAACGUCCGUCGUAGUAGCUGCCGAACAUCCGCGGAACUCUGUGUAACGCCUCAUGAUGGCUGCCCUAACCGCACAUGCCGCUGCCUCGGUCGCCUCAUUCGCCUCGGCGUCCGGUAAGGCUACCACGUCAGCAACCACACAGCAGACCACCAUGGCCUGCUCAGCCCGCACCCUCCCCUCCUCCAUGUCCACGUCAGCAUCCGCCUCCAGCUCAGCCACCCCUUUCUUCCAGGGCGCUCGCCUCCCCUCCCUGCGUGCCACCGCACGCGCCGCCGCAACUCCCGCCGCGAAAGGCGGUGCUGUGCAGGUCCGGGCGGGCGAGAUCAUCGAAGUCGAGCUGGAGCGGCCGUACGGCCUCAAAUUCUACCGCGGCGAGGACGGCGCGAUCUACGUCGACGCGCUGUACCCCGGGCAAUCCGCGAUAUUGAGCAAGAGGAUCCAGGAGGGCGAUAAGGUGCUGGCGACGAGCGCGGUGUUCGGCAACGAUAUGUGGCCCGCCGCGGAGUACAGCCGCGUCAUGUACACCGUCAGGCAGCGCGUCGGCACGCUGCUGGUUCGCCUGGAGACCAUGGGAGGUCAGAAGAUCGGCCCGUGGAAGAAGGACAAGUACCUGGAGGAGCGCGCGGCCGGCAACUACGGCGACGCCAUCCGCGAGAAGCAGAUGGAGAACGCCGCGCUGCGGCAAGAGCAGGGCGAGCAGCGCGCCGAGGCUCUUGACAGCGGGCUCCAGCUGUACAAGGCCGGCAAGUACGCGGAGGCGAUGCAGAAGUUCCAGACGAUCAUCGGGCUCGUGCCGUCGUACCGCGAGGAGGCCGUCGCUUUUUACAACAUCGCGUGCUGCUGCUCCAAGCUCAAGCAGACUGAGGGAGGCCUGCAGGCUCUAGAGGCGGCAAUGGAGGCUGGUUUUGACGACUACAAGAAAAUCCGUCAAGACCCCGACCUGUCUUUCCUAAGAGACGAUGACGAGUUUGACGACCUCAUGGACAAGUAUGACGAGCCAAUCAUCAAUGAGAACGCCAUCAAGGCACUCACUAGUGUGUUUGGCCUCUUUGGCAAGAAAUAAUAGCCAUGUGCUGUACAAUAGGAUUACCUGAUAAUUUUAUCUUUGAUUUAUCAUAGAUAUGUUUUCCCCUACUCCCUAGCAUGGGACACUGGGUUAGAGUUGGGUGGUACUCUUUGGUAUGCCUUGUGCUGAACGACUAGGAUUUUGGUAUGCCAUGUGCUGAACGCGUAAUGGAACUGAUCAUAAUGGAAUC
Molecule: messenger RNA, 1354 nt
Organism: Closterium sp. NIES-67
Lineage: Eukaryota; Viridiplantae; Streptophyta; Zygnematophyceae; Desmidiales; Closteriaceae
Source: the annotation of a GenBank genome assembly